Molecule: messenger RNA, 1545 nt
Organism: Talaromyces rugulosus
Lineage: Eukaryota; Fungi; Ascomycota; Eurotiomycetes; Eurotiales; Trichocomaceae
Exons: 2
Coding region: 1-1545 (514 amino acids)
Molecular function (GO): protein binding
Source: RefSeq, a predicted model, not a curated record
AUGGAAUCGUCCCCUCCUAGGGCCUCGUCCCUCGGUGGCCCAGCUGCGGGCAUGAAGCGUCCAGCUUCACUGCUGCCCGCCUUCGAGCCACUCAGCUCGUCACCAUCUCUUCCUCGACCACAGAAACGACUGGCACGAGACGCGGGGGACUAUCCAACCCCGGUGCCCACCUCGUCGACACAUAUACUGUCUUCGUCUCCUCCUCACUUGCCGUCGACGCGGCCAACGCUGCAACGUAGCGUGUUUUCGACCUCUGAACGCGCUCCCUUGUCCACCGUCCCAACAUUGAUACUUCCCGAGUCUGGCGAGCCGUUGCUCAUGGGAAGAUCGAGCGCGUCGUGCCAUCAUCAACUCUCUGCAAAUCGAUUGAUAUCUCGUGUACACGUAACGGCUGCUUACAAGCCUGCCGGAAACCCAUUUGAUCGUGACCGCGUCGAGAUCGUGUGUACAGGGUGGAACGGCAUCAAGUUGCAUUGCCAAGGGAAAAAAUAUGAUCUGGCUAAAGGGAAGACGUUCUCGUCUGACAUCAAAGACGCGGAUGUAAUGAUCGACGUGCAUGAUGCCCGUGUGCUUGUUCAAUGGCCACGGAAUGACCGCAAAGGUUCCUCUUCGGCUGAGUCUGACCAAGCCUGGGAGGAGAGCUCUCCUCAACGAAACCCUCAGCCGCGCCUUAACGGUCCUGGCAGCCCCUUGAAGGAACAACAUCGCCUUGUAUCGCCGGUUUCGCCGUCACCUGCGGUCCGGUCUAGAAUUCCACCGUCGUCUCCCUUACUAAGUCCAAGUCGGAUACAGAGUACUAUCACUAUUUAUGAGGAUAAUAACUCGCCCACGUUCGUCGAAGGGGAUGAGAAAGAACCUGUUGAAUCACAUCCACCAGUUUUGGGAGCAUCGAGCAGCUCACAACACAGUGCCUUGAGCGAGUUGUGUCAGUCUUAUGAUGACUUCUCUGACCAUGAUGAGGAAAACGACCCCAUUGUUCAUUCUUUCGGUCCAUUCGGCGAAAACCUGUUGCCUCGUAUGGCGUCGUUUCGCGCAGGGGACUCGCCAACAAGACCCCGUGUCUCUCGUCCCCAAUUAGAGCCGCUUCGACCAGUGGAUUCCCCUCCGCAAUCUCUCGCAGCCACAACCUCGACCAAAGAAACAAGGGAAGAGGAAACAAAGGUAGACGAAGGGAGAAAGGCAGCCAUUGCUUCAAUCCAGAACCAUGCCGCCAACCAACUCGCCUUUUCUCGUCUAUCAUCAACUCCUUUCUCAACCAUCCUGCAGAACUUGCCCACAUCACUAUGGAAAGAUGAGAAAACUUCGGCUGAACUCUUCUCCCGAGGCGAGCUCCGCACCCUCCUUGAAGAUUCGAAAUGUAUCGGUGAGGUCAUACGAGAAGGGAAGGAUGCCGCUGGAAAGGCACUGGAAAGCGAAUUCUACUACAUCCCCGACUUUGAUGAAGACCAAAUGCGCCGACAAGCUGUUGUCAAUGAUCUACGGAAACCCGGUUUACGAAACUGCAGAAAGCAGCACAAGCAAUACUUCUGGCGAAAACCAAAGUAG